Molecule: messenger RNA, 14784 nt
Organism: Pteronotus mesoamericanus
Lineage: Eukaryota; Metazoa; Chordata; Mammalia; Chiroptera; Mormoopidae
Gene: ALMS1
Product: ALMS1 centrosome and basal body associated protein
Exons: 23
Coding region: 1-14556 (4851 amino acids)
Molecular function (GO): microtubule binding
Source: RefSeq, a predicted model, not a curated record
AUGGAGCCUGAGGACUUGCCUUGGCCCGGCGAGCUCGAGGAGGAGGAGGAGGAGGAGGAGGAGGAGGAGGUGGUAGAGGAGGAGGAGGAAAAGAAAGAGGUGGGGAAGCCGGAGAACUUGGAUGAGGCUGAGGUGGUAAUGGUGGAGGACGUGGAGGAAGAGGAAAGGCGGGAACUGGACGCGGACUUUAACUACGAGAACCAGCCUCGGGAAAGUACGGACGACGAGGACGAUGAGGAGGCCAAGGCCUGGCUGCAGGCGCACCCCGGCGGGACCUUGCCUUCGCCGUCGCUGCCCAAGCACCGCUACUCCGAGAGCGAGAGCGUGAGCACCGGCCCGGAGAAGGUUGUUCCACUGACCAGUCAUGUAUGGCAACAGUCAUUAUAUCAAGACAAGAAUAGAACACCUAUUUCUGAAUCUAAUGUGGUUUCUUUGGAAGAAACAGCUCAGUGGGGUUCUGGCGAUGAUCUGAGAACAGAAUCUUGGCAUUUUCUUCCUCAAGAAAUCGACUCUUCCCACACUUCGGAUACAACCCAAACCAGGUUUAAAGUGAGAGAGGAAGGGACAGAAAUGACAGACUUCCCCUCUGUGGAGGAAGGUAUAUUGACCCAAUCAGAAAAUCAAGUAAAGGAACCCAACAGAGAUCUCUUUUGUUCUCCAUUGCUAGUCAUACAAGACAGCUUUGCUUCUCCUGAUUUGCCUUUGCUGACAUGUUUGACACAAGACCAAGAGUUUGGGCCUGAUUCCUUAUUUCACCAAAGUGAAUUAGAUUUUGCGGCUCUGAGGGGAAUUCCUGGUAAGUCUGAAGACACAGAAUGGUUUUCUCGACCGUCAAAAGUGAGUGAGGCUUUAUUCCAGGCAGCCUCAGAAGUAGCUUCAGACUUAGUUAACAGUCACUUUAGUGUAUCCCAGCACACACUCACAGGGAGUACAGUUGUUGACUCUCAGAGCUCUUUUUUACAUUCUGAGCAAGGAAACAAAGAAGAGACUAUUUCAUCUGAUAGAGUUGAUGAACCGAAAACCCCCAAAGACUCUGAUAGUUAUGAUGCUCUUUGUUCAUAUAUGCCAUGGAAGAUACAGGAAGUUACACAGGAGCCAGAAACCACUUUAGCUAAUAAAGAUCAACUUUCUUUUUCAACUUCAUCUGAUACAAGUGAUGAAUAUGUAACCCCUAAAGAAAGUGGCAGUUUUGAUGCUUGUUUAUAUGUGCAGUAUUGGAAACAGGAAGCUUUACAACAGUCAGAAAAAUAUUUAAUCUGUAAAGACCAUGACUCUUGCUUGGAUUCAUCUGACACAGUUGAUGAAAAUAAAACUUCUGAGGGAAGUGGCAAUUUUAGUGCCCCCUUUUCAUGUAUGCCAUGGAGCAAACAGGGAGCUUCAUACCGUCAAGAAACAUGUGCAGUCAGUAAGGAUCAUGUUUCUUUUCCACAUGAAGUAGCUCCUCAUUUUAAUAAUAAUAUGUCAUAUUCUUUCUUGCAUUGCUUGUUGGAAAGGAGAGGAAAAAGUGUUGCCUUGAUGUCUGAUAGUCAUUAUUUUGAGAGUAUUUAUUUAAGGGCUCCAGCUGAGAAUGAGGUAAAAAAAAAACGAGUUUCUUUGGAGAGUUAUGAAAGAAAUGAAGAAGGUCUGGGGAAAGAAUUAUCUCAAUGUUUUGAACUGAAGGAAAAUAGUAAUACUGUAGUAUUUUCAGAGGUAUGUCCCAGAUCUUCAGAAAUACAGUAUAUUGGGAAUGUUGUAGUUCCUGAUAAUUCUGUAAAAGUUUCAGAAACACAAAUACUCUCCAGGGAACAUGACAUCUCUAAGGUAGAGACUUCUGGUGAUCCUCUUCAGACUAUUACAUUCACCUUGGAUGAGACAUCAGAGCAACUGUAUAUUCAAGAGGAAAGAAACCAAAAGGCAAGUGCUGCUUUUGGUGGGAAAAAUGUUAAUGCUACUGAGAAUGUAGCCUUUGAGGCAGUUAUUGCCUCUGUUGAGCCUUCCAAGAAAGAGAAUACAGUAAAUGAAAUCCACCCUGACAUCGAUAAAUCUUUAACAAAUUAUAGCCAAGAUAGUGAACCAAAAAAUUCAGAUCUUUUCUUGUUAAAUUACAAUGAUGCAAGCUCGCUCUUUGAUAAAUUUUGUCAUCCACACUGUCAGUCUACUUCUGGGGUGCUUGAACCAGCAGCUUCAAAACCAUUGUUGCAUAAAACGAAUGAUGAUGUUAGCUUCCUGUACUGGCAUACUAACAUAAAAUCACUCCCCAGUGCUCCUCAGGAAAUGUUCAUUAGGCCACUUUCUUCUGCUUCUUUAAGUGAAAAAUCUCACAGCCAGGUUUUUGGUCUUUGCAAAACACAAAGCCCUAUAUUUCAGUGUGAUGUACACAAUGAACCAUUUCUUCCCAUUGCAGAGAAGUCAGGAUCUUCAAACAUUAUUUACCCACUGAAAGUAUCGACUUCAGAUUCUUUGUUUUUGCAAGAUUUAAAGCAGCAAGCCUUUGAAGAAGUUGCAGAUUCUUCAAACUAUAUUUUGGGUAAGAAUGCAAAUUCUAAUCAUGUCAUUGAAGCUCCAUUAGCAGCUAUAGGAAGCAGGUUUUUAGCAAACUUGGUGGCAUAUGAUGCAAAGUCACAAGGUGCUUUACCAAUGAUCAGUGAUGCAUCAUUAAUUGCCAUUGGCCAGGAGACAUUGCUGAAAGCUGAUAUAGGCCUAGGUGAAAUUCCUCAGCCUAUGGGAGCCAAGUCCAGUUUUACGAUACAUACAAUUAUGCAAAAUGACUCCUAUCUUGUAGAAGAUCUGCAGGGGAAGUCUGAAUCUGACAUCGGUACUCUGGGUGAUGAUACUGAAUGCUGUAGCCUAGAUGAAAAUGCUGUCGUAUGCAAUAAAAGAUCUACUGAACUACAAAGAGAGAUGUGUGACCAAGGUGUCUUGACUGGUGAGUGCAUUGAGCUAGCAUGUUUAGAAAAUUUGCUUGAUGAUCUAGAGAUUUGUGACAGCUCCUUGCCCUGGCAGUCUGCUUUACAAGAACCAUCCAAGGAAGAGAGCAGUUUUGAAGAGCCUGUAGGUCAUUCUAAUACGGAUGUUAAUCAAUCUUUUUCAUCUGUGUUGCCUCCAUUUGUUCCUCAUGAGCCAAAUAGAGAGUUGGAGUAUCACUCUUCAGAUCUCAGAAUGUUGAGGGUGUCUCCUGAGAUUGUGCCAAAGACUCUCAAACAUUUAUCAGGAGACAUUUCUGAAGGAGGCAUAACUGAAAUUACUCAAUCCAAUUUGAAAGCAGGCUUCACUACCACUUCUGGAGAUUCAGAUAUUGGAUCUUAUUUACCCUUGACCCCAGAGGACUUUCCUCAGUUGGCUGUAAGAUCUUCUGUGGAGAAUACUCUUGGUCUACAUACCGACAGUCUCAACAAACAGUUAUUGGCAGAUGGUCAUGUAACUGAAGAGGCACUAAAAGUUUUAGCUGUUCCUGAACUAGCUGACCAAAGGACUGGGAUAUCAACACUACCCUCUAGUUCCUAUUCAUUAAGAGAGAAGCCUGGUAUUUUCUACCCACAGCCCUUGAGAAACAAUCAUCUAUCUGAAGGAGCUUUAAGAGUUUCAGCUGUUCCUGGACCUAUAGACCAAAAGACCAGCUUACCUACAGUUUCCCCAGGUUCCUACCUACUUGGAGAGAAACAUAGUAUCUUCUACCAACAGGUAUUGCCAGAUAGUGAUCAAACUGAAGAGCCUCCAAAAGUUUCAGCUGUUCUUGGUCGUGCUGACCAGAAGAGUGAGAAAACAACAGAAACUUCUAGUUCCUUUUCACACAGACAGAAGCACGUUGUGUUCUCUCAGCAACAACUGCCAGACAGCCAUCUAACUGAACAGGUUCUAAAAGUUUCAGCCACUCCUGGACCAGCUGAUCAAGUUACUGUGAUACCAACAGUAUCCUCUACUUCUUACCCACGUGCAGAGAAAACCCAUAUUUUCUAUCGACAGACAUUACCAGAAAGUCAUCUAACUGAACAGGCUCUGAAAGUUUCAGCUGUUCCUGGAUUCACUGAGCAGAAAACAGGGAUACCAACAGUGUCCUCUACUUCUUACUCAUACAGAGAGAAGCCCAGUCUCUUCUACCAGCGAGAGCUGCCAGAGAGUCAUCUACCUGACCAGUCUCCGCAAGCUGCAGCUGUUUCUGUAUUCACUGACCAGAAGACUGGGAUACUAACAGGAACCUCUACAUCUUACUCUCAUGGAGAGAAACCCCAUAUUUUCUAUCGACAGGCAUUGCCAGGAAGUCAUCUAACUGAACAGGCUCUGAAAGUUUCAGCUGCUCCUGGAUCCACUGAGCAGAAAACAGGGAUACCAACAGUGUCCUCUGCUUCUUACUCACAUAGAGAGAAGCCCAGUCUUUUCUACCAGCAAGAGUUGCCAGAGUCUCAGCUACCUGACCAGUCUCAGCAAGCUGUAGCUGUUUCUGGAUUUGCUGAUCAGAAGACUGAGAUACCAACAGGAACCUCUACAUCUUACUCACAUGGAGAGAAGGCCACUAUUUUCUACCAGCAAGAGCUGAGAGAUAGUCAUCUCUCUGACCAGUCUCAGAAAGCUGCAGCUGUUUCUGUAUUUGCUGAUCAGAAGACUGGGAUACCAACAGGAACCUCUGCUUCUUACUCCCAUGGAGAGAAACCCCAUAUUUUCUAUCAACAGACAUUGCCAGAAGGUCAUCUAACUGAACAGGCUCUGAAAGUUUCACCUCCUCCUGGACUUGCUGACCAGAGGAGUGGAAUACCAACAGUAACCUCUACUUCUUACUCACAUAGAGAGGCAGCCACUAUUUUCUACCAGCAAGAGCCAAGGGAUAGUCAUCUCUCUGAACAGUCUCAGCAAGCUCCACCUUUUUCUGUAUUCACUGAUCAGAAGACUGGGAUACCAACAGGAACCUCUGCUUCUUACUCCCAUGGAGAGAAACCCCAUAUUUUCUAUCAACAGACAUUGCCAGAAGGUCAUCUAACUGAACAGGCUCUGAAAGUUUCACCUCCUCCUGGACUUGCUGACCAGAGGAGUGGAAUACCAACAGUAACCUCUACGUCUUACUCACAUAGAGAGGCGGCCACUAUUUUCUACCAGCAAGAGCCAAGGGAUAGUCAUCUCUCUGAACAGUCUCAGCAAGCUCCACCUUUUUCUGUAUUCACUGAUCAGAAGACUGGGAUACCAACAGGAACCUCUGCUUCUUACUCCCAUGGAGAGAAACCCCAUAUUUUCUAUCAACAGACAUUGCCAGAAGGUCAUCUAACUGAACAGGCUCUGAAAGUUUCACCACCUCCUGGACUUGCUGACCAGAGGAGUGGAAUACCAACAGUAACCUCUACUUACUCACAUAGGGAGAAGCCCAAUAUUAUCUACCAACAGGAGUUACCAGUUAGCCACUUAACUAAAGAGGCUCAGAAAGUUCCAGGUGUCCCUGGACCAGCUCAACAGAAGACUGGGAUACCAGUGUUACCCCCUACUUCCUACUCACAUAGAGGGAAGACCAGUGUUUUCUAUCAGCAGGAGUUGCCAGACGGUCAUCUAACUGAACAGGCUCAGAGAAUUUCACCUAUUCCUGAACCAGCUGAUCAGAACACUGGACUACAAACAGUACCCUAUAGUGCCUACUCACAUAGAGAGAAACCCAUUAUUUUUUACCAGCAGGAGUUUCCAGAUAGUCAUCUAACAGGAGAGGCUCUAAAAGUUCAGUCUGUUCUGGAACCAGCUGAGAAGAACAGUGAGAUACCCUCAGGAUCCUCUGGGUCCUAUUCAUUUGAAGAGAAGCUAGGUAUUUUUUAUCAGCAGGCGUUACCAGAUAGUCAUCUGACUGAAGAGUCUCUGGAAGUUUCAUCUGUUCCUGGACCAGGUGACCAGAAGACUGGUACACUAACAGUACCCUCUAGUUCCAACUCACAUAGAGAGAAGCCCAGUAUUUUCUACCAACAGGAGUUGCCAGACAGUCAUUUAACUGAGCAGGCUCAGAAAGUUUCAGCUGUUCCUGGACCAACUGAACAGAAGUCUGGGAUUUCAGCAAUAACCUCUACUUCUCACUCUCAUAGAGAGAAGCCCUUUAUUUUCUACCCACAGGGCUUGACAGAGAGUCAUUUACCUGAAGAGGAUCGGAAAGUUAUAGCGGUUCCUGGACCAGCUGACCAGAAGGCUGGAUUGCCAUCAGAACUUGCUGGUUCCUACUCACAUACAGAGAAGCCCAUUAUUUUUUAUCCACAGGCCUUACCAGACACUCAUCUCACUGAAGAGGCCCUGAAAGUUUCCAUCACUUCUGGACCAGGUGACCAGAAGACUGGGAUACCAACAGUACCCUCUGCUUCCUACCCACAGAGAGAGAAGCAUAUUUUUAUCUCACCACAGGCAUUACCACACAGUCACCUACUUGAAGAGGCUCUAAAAGCUUCAGCUGUUUCUGGACCAGCUGACCAGAAGAUUGGGUUGCCAUCAGAACCUUCUGGUUCCUACUCACAUAGAGAAAAACCCGUUAUUUUCUACCCACAGGGCUUGACAGAGAGUCAUUUACCUGAAGAGGAUCGGAAAGUUAUAGCUGUUCCUGGACCAGCUGACCGGAAGGCUGGAUUGCCAUCAGAACUUGCUGGUUCCUACUCACAUACAGAGAAGCCCAUUAUUUUUUAUCCACAGGCCUUACCAGACACUCACCUCACUGAAGAGGCCCUGAAAGUUUCCAUCACUUCUGGACCAGGUGACCAGAAGACUGGGAUACCAACAGUACCCUCUGCUUCCUACCCACAGAGAGAGAAGCAUAUUUUUAUCUCACCACAGGCAUUACCACACAGUCACCUACUUGAAGAGGCUCUAAAAGCUUCAGCUGUUUCUGGACCAGCUGACCAGAAGAUUGGGUUGCCAUCAGAACCUUCUGGUUCCUACUCACAUAGAGAAAAGCCUGUUAUUUUCUACACACAGGGCUUGACAGAGAGUCAUUUACCUGAAGGGGAUCUGAAAGUUUCAGCUGUUCCUGGACCAGCUGACCGGAAGAUUGGUUUAUCAUCAGAACCUUCUGGUUCCUACUCACAUAAAGAAAAUUCCAGUAUUUUCUACUAUCAAGAGUUGCCAGAUAGUCACCUAACUGAAGAGGCUCCAAAAGUUUCACCCACUCCUGGAACAGGUGAUCAGAAGACUGGAAUACCAACAGUACCUACAAGUGCCUACUCAAUUGGAGGGAAGUCUGUUAUUUUUUACCAACAGGCCUUACCAGGUAGACAUGUCACAGAAGAGGCUCUGAAUGUUUCAGCUUCUCCUGGACCACCUGAGCAGAAGACUGGGAUACCUACAGUAUCCUCUACUUCCUACUCUCAAAGAGAGAAGCCCUUUAUUUUCUACCCACAGGCCUUGCCAGAUAGUCAGCUAACUGAAGAGGCUUUGAAAGUUUCAGCUAUCCCUCUACCAGGUGACCAGAAUACCAGAAAAACAACAGCAACCUCUACUUCUUACUUACAUAGAGAAAAGCCUAUUAUUUCUUACCAACAGGAGUUGCCAGGUAGUCAUCUAACUGAAGAGGCUCUGAAAGCUUCAGGUGUUCCUGGAACAGCUGACCAGAAGACUGGGAUACCUACAGUACCAUCUAGUUCCUAUUCAUAUAGAGAGAAGCCCAUCAUUCCUUACCAGCAGGAUCUUACUCAAGAGGCUUUAAAAGCUUUAGGGGUUUCCAGACCACCUGACCAGAAAACGGGGAUAGCAUUUGUAACCUCUACUUCGUACUCUCAUGAAGAGAAACCCAUUUCUUAUCAGCAAGAGUUGCCAGAUCAUAAUGAAGACUCUUUAAAACUUUUAGCAGUUCCUGGACCAGUUGACCAGAAGACCGAUAAACGAAUUGUGCCCUCUUCUUCUUAUUCACAUAGAGAGAGCUCCAUCUCUUCUUACCAGAAAGAGUUUCCAGAUAUUACUGAAAAAACUUUGGAAAUUUCAGCUGUUGCUGGACCAGCUGACCAGAAGACUGGAAUACGAGUAGUCCCCUCAGGUUCCUACUCAUAUAGAGAGAAGGGUGGUGUCUUUUACCAGUAUGCGUUGCCAGAUACUAAUGAAGAAGCUUUAAAAGUUUUUGCCCUUCCUGGACCAGCUGGCCAGAAGACAGAGAUACCAGUAGGACCUUCUAGUUCUUACUCCCUUAAAGAGAAACCCAAGAUUUCAACUACAGUUUUACCAGAUGACCAGAAGCCUGAGUUACCAACAGCUCCCUCUACUUCCCACCCACAUAGAGAGAAGCCCAAGAAUUUAACUGUGGUUGGACCAGACAACCAGAAGACUCCGUUACUGACAGUUUUUCGUAACUCUUAUUCUCAGAGAGUAAAACCCGGUAUUUUCUUGAAACAGCAUUCGGCAGGUGGACAUCAUAGAGAAGAUAUUCUGAAGGCUUCAUCUGAACCAACUGACAUGAAUUCUGGGAUACCAGUACCUAUUUCUAGUUCCUAUUCAAACAGAGAGAAAUCUAAUAUUUUAUCUCCACAGGAAUUGCCAGAGAAACAUCUAACUGAAGAUGUACUGAAGGUAUCAACAAUUCCUGAACCAGAUGACCAGAAAACCAUAUUACCAACAGCUCCUCCUAGUUUCUUUUCACACAGAGAAAAACCAAAUACAGUCUAUCAACAGGAUUUGCCAGACAGACAUCUAACUGAAGAUUCUGUGAAGUUCUCAAGUGGUCUUGGGCAAGUCAAUCAGAUUACUGGGUUAUCAACAGUUCAUCCUGGUACUUACUCACAUAGUGAGAAGCCCAAACUUGUUUCAGACCAUGUCCAGAGACUAAUAGAUAAUAUGGAUUCUUCUAACUCUAGUAUAAUCUCAAACAAUAUGCCUUUAAAUUCUCAAGCUGAUGGUAGAGUUGUUGUAAAUAAGCCAGAACCUUCAGGUUUUGAAGAUGUUGGCUCUGAGGAAUUCCAGUACACAGAUAAUAGUUCUAAAACUCUUAAACAGAUUCAGACACUUUUAAUGGAGGCAGAAAAUAUAGCACUGAAACGAUGCAAUUUCCCUGCUCCCCUUGUACCUUUCAGAGAUGUUAGUGAUAUUUCAUUUAUUCAAUCUAAGAAGGUUGUUUGCUUCAAAGAACCGCCUACAACUAAUGAAUCCAAUGUGGAUUUUCCUCCAAGAAAACCAUUCACAGAGGAGAAUCCAAGCAACAAGUAUAUACAGAAGGAUAUUAGCACACAGACGAAUCUGAAAUGCCAGAGAGGCAUUGAAAAUUGGGAGUUUAUUAGUUCAACUACAGUUAGAAGUCCUAUACAGGGAGUGGAAAGUAAAGCUGGAGUGGCAUUAGACGAAACCCUUAGGCAAUAUAAAGCAGCCAGAUCUGUAGUGAGAUCUGAUCCUGAAGGGUGUAGUGGAACCCUUGGAAAUAAAAUUCUUAUCCCUAUGAUGACUAUCAUAAAAAGUGAUUCAAGUAGUGAUGCAAGUUCCUGUUCAUGGGACAGUAAUUCCUUCGAGUCAGUUUCUGAUGUUCUUCUAAACUUAUUUCCAUAUGCUUCACCGAAGACAAGCAUGACAGAUAGCAGAGAGGAAGAGGGUGUAUCAGAGAGUGAUGAUGGGGGUGGUGGUAGUGUAGAUUCACUGGCUGCACAUGUGAAAAACCUUCUGAAAUGUGAAUCCUCAUUGAAUCAUGCUAAACAAAUACUCAGAAAUGCAGAGGAAGAGGAAUGUCGGGUACGCGCACGAGCCUGGAAUCUGAAGUUUAAUAUGGCUCAUGAGUGUGGCUACUCCAUUUCAGAAUUAAAUGAAGAUGACAGGAGAAAAGUUGAAGAGAUCAAAGCAAAGUUGUUUGGUCAAAAUGAUUUGUCCAAGGGUUUACGGAGUCCACGGGGAAUAGGAUGCAAGCCAGAAGCUGUAUGUAGUCAUGUUAUUAUUGAGAGCCAUGAAAAAGGAUGUUUCAGGACUCUCACUGCUAAACAACCACAGCUGGACAGUCAUCCCUGUGUCUUCAGAUCAGCUGAACCUUUAGAUAUUAUCAGAGGACAACGGAGCCCAUUAUCAUGGAGUACCAGACACAUCAAUCUUUCUAAAUCACUAGACCAGAGCAACCCUCACUUCAAAGUUUGGGAUUCCUUGCAGUUACAAAGUCAUUCCCCAUUUCAAAACUUUACAGGCGAUGACUUCAAAAUUGGCAAGGAUUUUCGAAUGCCCUUCCGUGAAAAGAUGGACCCUUGGCUGUCAGAAUUAGUAGAACCUAAUUGUGUGCCACCCGAAGAAAUGGAUUGUCAUUCUUCAUCACAAAUGCUGCCCCCAGAAUCCAUGAAAAAGUUUACCUCCAUCACUUUUUCAUCUCACCGACAUUCUAAAUGCUUUUCAGAUUCCUCUGUUCUUAAGGUUGGUGUUACUGAAGAUAGCCAGUGUACUGGAGCAUCUGUAGGGGUAUUUAAUUCUCAUUUUACUGAAGAGCAAAGUCCUCCUAGAGAUCAAAAACAGAAAACUUCUUCCCCAUCAUUGUUUAAAAUCAUUAGUCAUUCACCAGAUAAAGCUGUGACUAUUUUAGCAGAAAGUAAUAGGCAAGGCCAGAAAUUAUCUGUUGAACAUUCUUACCAAGAAGAGAAACUUUUAUUAGAAAGAUCAGACUUUAAAGGCAGUAAUUCUGAGCCCAGUACCAGUACAGAUCGUAAUAAAUUCAAAGAAGUUAAUUUUUCUGAUAACCAUACCCUCAUUAGCAUGGGCAGACCAAGUUCUACACUAGGAGUAAAAGAGAAGAAUGUAACUUUAACUCCAAAUCCUCCUUUGCACAUGCUUUUUGAACAAGAGCCCUUCGAACAAAGCAAAGCCCCACAUGCAGAUCACUAUGUUACAAAACACCAUUCUCCUCCUCUUCAACAUCAGCAUUAUGUAGUUCCAAACCUUCCUUGUCACAUUUUCCUUGAAAAACGAGGACACUUGGAACAAAGCAAAACCCCACAUGUAGAUCAUCAGAUGAGAGAAAACCCCUCUCCCUUUCCUCAAGGUCAGAAUUAUAUAGCUUCAGACCUACCUUCUUCCAUUUUUCUUGAACAACGUCAGCUCUUUGAACAGAGCACAGCUCCAGAUAUAGAUCACCACAUUAAAAAACAAUAUUCCUCUCUUCCUCAAGGCCAGGAUUUUGUAGUAGAGAACAGUGAUCAACAUAAGCCUAAGUCACACAUUUCUAACAUAAAUGUUGAAACUAAGGUCAAUAAUGUGGUUUCCCAAUCAGCCCCAAAUCUGCAUACAUUAGUAACAUCUCCAUCUACUCCACCUUCAAAUAGAAAAGCACUUUCUUGUGUCCGUAUAACCAUUUCUCCCAAGACUCCUUCCAAGUUGGAUAGUGGAAGCUUAGAUAAGAGAUUUCUUUCAUUGGAUUCUGCUUCUAAAACAAGGAUGAAUAGUGAGUUUAACUCUGACCUACAAACUGUAUCUUCAAGAUCAUUGGAACCAACCUCCAAAUUACUGACCAGUAAACCUGUAGCACAUGAUCAAGAAUCUUUAGGUUUUCUAGGACCUAAAUCUUCACCGGACUUUCAAGUCAAACAGUCUCUUCCAAAUAGUAAUACUGUUACUAAGGACUUGAAAACCAUACCUUCUCAGAAUAGCCAGAUAGUAACAUCAAGGCAAACACAAGUGAACUUUUCAGAUUUGGACUCCAAUCCAGAAGGGACUCCAAUAUCUGCAGAUCGGUCACUGGAGGAGAUUAAACCCCCAUUUUCUUCCUUCCCUGGAAAAUUUUCAUCUGAUGCAGUCACUCAGAUUACAACAGAAAGUCCAGGAAAAACUAUGUUUUCAUCUGAGAUUUUUAUUAAUAGUGAAGAUCAUGGAAGUGAAAUUUCAGAGCCCAGUUCCCAGAAACUGGGCAAAGAUCCUGUCAAGUUUGCUUUAUCAUCUUCAGUCCAACAGAAUACUAUUCCUCAUGGCACAAGUGGAGCCCAACCGUCGCUAUUGCCAUAUAAACCUUCUGGCAGUACGAAGAUGUACUAUGUUCCACAAUUAAGUCAAAUUCCUUCAUCUUUGGAUUCCAAAUCAGACACCACCAUUGAGAGCUCACACUCAGGAUCCAAUGAUGCCAUUGCUCCAGACUUCCCAGCUCAGGUGCUAGGCACCAGAGAUGAUGACCUAGCGUUUACUGUUAAUAUUAAACAUAAAGAAGGGAUCUACAGUAAGAGGGCAAUGGCUAAGGCAUCCUUGUCAGUGGAGAAAAAACCCUUUCAGAAAGAUAAUGCAGAUGCCCAAGUUCAAGUUUUUAUCACUGGAGAUGAGAACCUCUCAGGCAAAAACAAGAAAAAGGAGAUCUACAAUAAAAAGGCAGUGACUAAGCCUGCCCAAUCUGAAGAAAUAAAAUUCUUGCAGAAAGACACUGCAGGUUCCAGUGAUGCUGUUGCUGCAGAGCUCUCAGCUCAACUAAAAGACACAAAGAUUGAAAGGCCACCAGACACUAAAGCCAUUAAACAGAAAGAGGAGAUCCAUAGUAAGAGAUCAUUUCCUAAGGAAGCCUGGACAGAAGAUAAAGAAUCCUUGCAGAUAAAUAUUGAAGAGUCCAGAUGUCAUUCAGAAUUUGAAAAUACUACCCAUUCUGUGUUCAGGUCAGCCAAGUUUUACUUUCAUCAUCCAGUGCACCUACCAAGUGAUCAAGAUUUUUGCCAUGAGUCCUUAGGGAGAAGUGUUUUCAUGAGGCAUUCUUGGAAAGAUUUCUUUCAGCAUCAUCCAGAGAAACAACAUACUUGUCUACCUCCCCCUUAUCAAAAUGAGGAAAAGGCAAAGACAGAUUAUACCAGAAUAGAGAGUGUCAGCAUCAAUGUAAAUUUGGAAAACAAAGAAGUGAUACAUCCUACUAAAAGUCAGGCUAGAGAUUAUGCAAAGUGUGACAAACAGAUUAAUGACCAAAAAAAGGAUCUAAAAGUCAACCCAGAGCCCACAACUCAGCACAUUACAAGUUUAAAUGAACUCUGGAACAAGUAUCAGGAGCGGCAGAAGCAGCAGAAACUUCCAGGGUUCGGUGACAGGAAAGAAGUAUCCUUGGUGGAACGACUUGAUCGUUUGGCUAAACUUCUUCAGAAUCCCAUCACACAUUCUCUGCGGCCCUUAGAAAGUACACAGGAUGAAAGCAGAGGGCAACGAGACGCUAAGGAAUGGAGAGGUAGACAGCAACAACAAAAAAACAAGCUUCAGAAAAAGAAGCGAUAUAAAAGCUUAGAGAAAUGCCAUAAAAACAUAGGAGAUCUUAAAAAAAGCAAGGUGCUCUCUACUCAUCAAGCUGGAAGUUCCAAUCGGAUUAAAAUUGAACAGGUUAAAUUUGAUAAAUAUAUUCUGAGAAAACAGCCAGAUUUUCAUUAUAUAAAUAGUACUUCUUCAGAUUCUAGACCCUCAGAGGACAGUGAGCUGCUCACAGAUACUGCCACCAACAUCCUUUCUACCACUGCCUCUCCUGUGGAAUCCGACAUAUUGACCCAAACAGAUAAAGAAGUAACUUUGCAUGAGAGGAGCAGCUCUAUUUCCACCAUUGACACUGCCCGAUUGAUCCAGGCUUUCGGCCAUGAAAGAGUUUGUUUGUCACCCAGGCGAAUUAAAUUAUACAGCAGCACCACUGACCAUCAGAGGAGAUACAUUGAGAAGCGGAGCAAGAACAAAAAGAAAGCAUUGAGUACAAGCUAUCCCCAAAUGACUUCUGAACACACCAGAAGGAAACGCAUCCAGGUGGCAAACGAUAUGAUAUCUCCUGACUCUAUUUCAUCUUCUACCAGUAGUUUCUGGACCUCAAGCUCCACGCUUUGCAACAAGCAAAAUGUACCUCUGUUAAAUAAGGGCGUGCAAACAGGUAACUUGGAGAUUGUGAAUGGUGUCAGAAAACACACUCGAGAUGUUGGGGUAAUUUUCCCAACUCCCAGUUCUAGCGAAGUUAGAGUGGAAGAGGACAGUGAUGUGACUUCUUGGUCGGAAGAAAAAAUGGAAGAAAAAAGGCUCGUUACCAGUUAUCUUGGAGACAAAAAGUUAAGGAAGAGCAAGCAGAGGUGCUAUGAAGGAGUUUCAUGGUUUGUUCCUAUGGAAAAGGUGAAGUCUAGUCCUAAGAAGGAAAACCUGCCCAAGCAUCGUGGCCCUGGUAUCUCCUGGUUUGCACCAAUAACCAACAUCAAACCUUGGAGGGAACCACUGCGGGAACAGAACUGGCAGAGUCAGCACACAGAGAGCCACGGGUCACUAGCUGGCCCAGGCAGAGGUCCACUGAAGCCAUUCGUGAGAGCCACUUUACAGGAAUCACUUCAGCUUCACAGACCUGACUUCAUCUCCCGCUCUGGGGAGCGAAUAAAACGUCUGAAGUUAAUAGUCCAGGAGAGGAAGCUGCAGAACAUAUUACAGAGAGAGCGGGAGACGCUGUUCAACACUGUGACAGAAUGGCAGGGCCGCCCGGACCCCAUGUGCCCGCUCCCUAAGAGAGGUUUCCUGACUGCCCAGAAGGGCAGGCCUGUUGGAAAGAAGGAAAUGAUUCAGAGGUCUAAACGGAUUUAUGAACAGCUUCCAGAAGUACAGAAAAAGAAAGAAGAGGAAAAGAGGAGAUUGGAAUAUAAAUCAUACCGGUUGCGAGCCCAGCUGUAUAAAAAGAAAGUGACCAACCAACUCUUGGGGAGAAAAGUUCCCUGGGACUGAGAUAAAAUUAUUUUCUUCAGAGCCUUGGAAUUUUAUUUUAUAAACCUGAAGAAGCACAUUCUUUACUUUUAUGAGACUGGUUUAAUAAAACUAACUCCUUAUUCCAUGUGUAAUUUAGAAGUAGUAACCUUUUAAAGAGUCUGUGACAGAGUUGUAAUUAUUAAUGGUUUGGGAGCAAUACUUUGUCUACAGUGGCCUUGUCCACAGGGAUGUUUGUUAUAAUGAUAU